Sodiomyces alkalinus F11 is the source of this 1259-nucleotide messenger RNA. Its product is annotated as short chain dehydrogenase. The coding region runs from base 309 to 1217 and encodes 302 amino acids. The record is from RefSeq and is a predicted model, not a curated record. Lineage: Eukaryota; Fungi; Ascomycota; Sordariomycetes; Glomerellales; Plectosphaerellaceae. The transcript has 3 exons. Gene Ontology annotation, molecular function: oxidoreductase activity.
AGUUCUCAACUUGAAUCAACCUUCUAGUCAAUUCUCUAGCGCGUGGGUAGUCCUAUAUCUGAGUUAUCAGUCUACCUAAAGGUACCUACCUUGCACAGAAUAGAUUGACAAGGCUUUGAUUGAGGAGAUAUCUGGUGGAGUCUGAAGUCGGAGGGAGUAAACCGGAGGAUCGUCUUGUCUCCCAGCCCAUCCUAUCCAUGCCAUCAUCAGCACGAUUGCUUCCCUGAAUUUGUUUCACACAGCUUUCCUGUCUUCCAAUCAGACACUAAAUCAUAUCGAAAAUAAACCCAUUCACCACAAAGUUUGCAAUGGCCGCGAAAGUUUCAGCUGAGGGCCUACCUCAAGACAGUGUUGCAUCACUUCAGGCCGGUCGUCUCUUCUCCACGAGCGGACUAGUCGCCCUCGUCACGGGAGGUGGUUCUGGUAUCGGUCGUAUGAUUGCGACAGCCCUUGCAACGAACGGCGCGGACAAGGUCUACAUUCUCGGUCGACGCGAACAGGUCCUGAAGGAAGCCGCUGCAGCCAUCGGACCUAACGUCAUCCCCUUGACAUGCGACGUCAGCUCCAAAGAAAGCCUCCAAGAAGCAGCAGCCACCGUAGAACGCGAUGUCGGGUAUCUGAAUCUCCUCGUCUGUAACGCGGGUAUCGGGGGGCCCCAGGUGAAGGCUCCCACGCCGGAAAUGACGGCUGCGGAGUGGGCAGAGCAGAAUUUCCAUCAUGCCCAAGAAGACUACACGCGUGUUUUCGACGUCAACGUCUCCUCGGUAUGGUAUACAGCCAUGGCGUUCUUGAAGCUGCUGGACCUAGGCAACAAGAAGGGCAACGUCCCACAAACCUCGCAGGUCAUCACCACCAGCUCCAUCGGUGCAUUCAACAAGAUGGCCCCGGGCGGCUGGGCGUAUGGCCAGUCCAAAGCGGCCGUUACGCUGCUAUCGAAGCACCUCUCGAGCAUCCUUCCUCAAUGGAAUAUUCGUUCCAACUGCAUCGCCCCUGGAUUGUUUCCCAGCGAAAUGGCGGCCCCUAUCGUAAAAAUGUACACUGAAAAUGAUGACAAAAUUCCCAAGAACAUGGUACCAAUGCAACGGAUGGGAGAUGAGCAGGACAUGGCUGGCGUUCUUCUCUACUUGGCAUCCAGGGCUGGGGCUUAUUGCAACGGUGCUGUCAUCUUGGUGGAUGGAGGCCGCCUCGGGAACUUUCCUUCAACUUGGCACGCAUAGGAUGGACCUGGAAGUCAUUUGUGAUUUACCAAAUCUUAGCGG